Messenger RNA from Phytomonas sp. EM1, 4380 nucleotides. The record is from the annotation of a GenBank genome assembly. NCBI's taxonomy places the organism in Eukaryota, Euglenozoa, Kinetoplastea, Trypanosomatida, Trypanosomatidae.
AUGAAAAGCAAAGCUGUGGUGCUGGCAAUAAUAGAGGAUCUUAUGCAUGGGCCACUGGUUGUAUGUGAUGGCAGCUACAACUCUGAUGUCAUUCAAAAGCUCACUUUUUCAGCCGAAGACAUCUCCAACGAGGCUCAUUCUCCGUCUGUGAGUCCAACUGAGGAUCAUGAUGUCGAAUCGUAUUCGCGGCGAGAAGCCCGCUAUCAUGCGGUACUGCUCAUUCCCCUUCUGUGUCGGAAGUUCGGAGCACGGUGGACCUCCACGGAGAUCGUACCCUACCUUCUCCGUUGUGCAGAGGAAGAAGACGUCACGCUGAGCUUUGCGGUUGGUAUGGCGCUUAUGGGGCUACUGCUGCCGCGAUCAUGCGGUACCGUGCAGGCAAGAUCCGGCAGCGAAGACAAGUGGUUACCAAGCACGCCCGCCGCGGAGCAGCCCCCUGUCGAGGAUUCCGACCCCACCACAGGGUCGUGCCUCACUUUGGACUCCGUUCGCCCCGUCAUCGAGAGGCUCAGCGCGAGCCGCGAGGGGCUGAUCAGGCGGUUUAUGGCGCAGGUGAUCCUCCCGCAUCUGUGCUUUGGGGUUAGCCUAGAGCAGGAGGUCACGCUGGAGGGGUGGGACCGCAGGUACAUCCCACCGCAAUGGUGGCUUGGCAACGGCACCGAAACGGAAGGUGCGGACGACGUGGGCGAGCCAAACGGCGAAGGCUGGGGGGACGGCCAUUGGGGUGAAGGUGAAGCCAAAGCUAGGGGAGGGGCACAGAAGGACCACGACAGGGAAACGGUAGGAAAAGAUGACGAAGAAGAAAGCGAAACGGAUCCACUUCUGCUCCAAGAGAAAUUAAACUUCAUGAACGACGACGAGUUCAUAUGUCUGUCCCAUAGCGUUCGGGUAUGCAACGAUGCGUGGUGCCUGAACAGUGAUGACGGAUUUAGACACUUAAGAAGUGCAGCUGCCCGUCGGCAGCAACGUGCUUAUGCAGCUCCAGUGCACACUAGUCUCCUCUAUGAUGCUCCGCUGGAGUUGUAUGGAGCUUCUUACGCAGCAGCGCUUCGUGCAGACUCGGGCGCCGAUCCCUUUUCCCUAAAUCUUCGGGCCCGCUUGCUUGUUGGAGAAAUAGAAAGUUGGUUCUCUGCGCUCAUAUCGGCACAAAAGCAACAAGGAUCUUCUCAAGACCCAUCCCCUCUUUUGAGUGAACUUCGGACCAACAAAGAUGGAAGAACUCCUAAUACGAAAAUUAACAAGGUAAACAAUUCUUCCGCUGAGAGCCCGCUUCAUUCUCUACGGUAUCAACUGAGCGCAACUGAUUAUCUUGAGUGCAACUACGCUCAACGCAAGGCUCUGCGGCAGCGGUGGGAACACUUCCAGAAGCUGCUACAGUAUCUUUUAGACUCGCCCUAUCCUGGAGCUGUGGCUGUCGCGGUGGAAAUGAUCAGUGGGCUACUUCACGUAGUUCAGAGCGCUCUUGCUGAAGAACCAAGCAAUAGCACAAUAUUGAGCUGUGGACGCCUUGUCAGCAUCGCCUUACCCAAAAGGCCUCUUCGAACAGCAGCUGAACUGCGAUAUUUCAUCGCCAAAAUGACUCGCCGCAAUGUGCUCAUGAUACUCGCCGCGGCCACCUCAUCAAGGGGGGCUCCGAACAACGCUUCAGAAACGGUCUCUCUAGUUUACGAAGCGAUAAUUGAGGUGCGGUGUGCGUUGCUGUCUAUUCUGAAAAAGCACCGUCUGCUUACUGUCAUGCAGGGUGUUACACCUUUGAGUAGUAUCAGUGGGCGGUGUUCGGAAGCGCUGUUGUGGUUUGGCCCUGGUCCACACGAGCUCCAAAUGGCCUCGUUGUCUGCCUGGGAUGUAAGCCUCGGCUCGAGUAGCCCGGACAGUAUCCCGCGCCUCCUUGUCGAACCCCCUGGUGCGUUAGAUGACGACAGUGGCAGGUGUUGUCGUAACGCUCGAUUCAGAAAAAAGGGGAAUAUCAUUUCUUUGUUCUCACCUCGACUUCACCGUAUCAUACAUCUUACUAUAUUGCGCUCGCUACCCUUCCUACUUGAUUUGAGUACCAUAUUCGGUACCACUUUAAGCACCUCAAUAAGUGCAGGGAAUAGCACUAGCAGUGCUGGUACGCGGUCUCCGAUCACAAUAGGGAUCUUCGUUUCAAUAUUCAUACAGCUUCUGGUACCUGCCUCCAAGGUACCAGAGCUGCUGCUCUUGUUCGCUGAAAUGGCGAACACCAAGAACUGUACGAACGCAAUCAGCCUUGCCGUUCAGUCUGAGAGGGAUCCCUCGGAUACGAAUCCUAAUUCUGAUGCAAAAAAUAGUAGCUUGUAUCAUUCUAUGGGGGAAACAAUUGCUUCACUAGAUUUUGACAUAGUGAAAACAGCACUAGAAACAGCUCAUCGAUGUUUUGUUGAAGUUGCCAUUGCGCUACCUAUGCUUCUUCGGGAACGAUAUCACAAGAUGACUUUCAUGUCUCCAUGCCAACACGGUGAUGCUCGAGAGGACAGCAGAAUCGACAUCCAAUUGAGAUAUUUGCUGAGCUGCUUGUUUAUUGUACACUAUGUGUGCAUCAAGUACGUUGCUUUCUAUCCUUCCUGGAAGUCUCGGUGGCAGGUGGCAAAGAAACUGCCUGGACUUACUGCGGUCUUUGUUUAUGCGUUGCUACGCCUCAAGCAUACCUUAUCCACCAUUCCGGACACCAUAAUUACAACGAACAUUUCGUUUCCUGUGGCGAGCGUAUCGUUCUUUUAUUGUCAAUUGUGCCAGCUUCUAACAGAGCUCUGGUCAACGGAGGGAGGUUCAAUCCAUCCACUUGGCGGUUGGGUAGACAAUGAAGAAGCUGAAGUGCGUGCAGUGGCGUUGCAAUGUGCUGCAGACACUUUUAGCAUCAUGUCGCAGGGGGCUGUUGGUCUUUUCCCUGGCCAAAUGAAUGGGUUUGGUAUCAAGUCAAGCAAGCAGGUCGAAGCUGUAGUUGCUCGAAGAUCGGAAAAUAUACAUCCCUCAGAGGUGCUUUUGUCGCUUCUUGAGGCGGUUUUACCUUUAUGUCAGUUUAGCCUGCAGGACGCAGACCCACACGUACGAGCCGCCGUCCCGACAGCUCUGACCUCGCUUUCUCGCACGUUAUGGAGGUUGGUCGAGUCUGUGAUAUGUCCUAAACAAAACGGUAUGUCUUUAUGGUGCAAAAUAUUAGAAAGCAGGACCCCGCAUCUCGGCAAUGGGGUGAAGUCGUUGAUAGCGGCAGACGCACUAGUGCGUCUUGUAGACGACUCAAGCCCAUUGGUCCGCCUAGUGGCGGUCUCAGAGCUAGCGGACUCCAUCGCUGUCCUCAUAGGACGACGCCGUGGGAUCGGUGAGAUUGCGGGAGGUGACAGCACCACCUCUCAAUCCCAGUGCAGAGCCCUGCUUUUGUGUCUGGAGAGCCUCUCUAGGAAUGAAGUAUGGCGCUUUCGCGAGAAACACUCAGCCUUACUAAGUGUAAUAUGUUUAAAAUUUAUUGCACCGACGUAUCCCCAGAACCUCCAGGUGUGUAAUCGACUCCUCAAGAGUGCAAGAGAAUCGCAGAAGCGACAAAGUAACCAUAACAGUUGUGUUGAGGACCAUGAUCAAUACAGCCUUCCUCUUCUUAUAUACACGAAGCUUCUGCCUAUGCUUGUCGAAACUCUCUUUGACAAGGCUAAGGUUGUGCGCGAUGCUGCACUUGGACACGUAUCAAAUCUAUGCGCUAAGCUGGCUUCCGUCCAGGCACGCCAGCGAUGCACAUAUGCGAAGUCUGAGGCGUUGUGUGGCACCAUUGGACUACGGAAGAAGGCCCCGAGGUUAACUAGCUACAGAAAAGAGCAGGCGCUUCCGAAUGAGGGGGAUAGGUUCGUGAACAGGGUGUUGUGGCCCCUGAUUACCAGCUACCCGGCAGCUUGGGGUACUUACUUGAACCGUAUUGCUUUACUACGCGUUGCUGUACAUCUAGGUCUCGAUGUAGAGACAAUUUUACUACCUUUACUGACUAAAUUGGCGCGGGAUUUGGUCCCGAACGUGCGUUCAAUGGUGGCCAGAGUGAUUCUCGAAAUCCUUCACAACGGCUCGGGCCGACCCAUCCACAGCAAUGCCAGUGAAAAUUGUCCGUACCAAGGUAGUCUCAAAACUAGUCAAAAAAGCAUGCAAAACGGUGGCGUUGGUUCCGUCAUAACAUCUUCUUCCACGAAUAUAAAGAAAAGUGAAGGGGUCCAAAGUUAUACCGCUAUGGGUUUGUAUGAUGCAGUCGCGUCAUCAGCACUCCGAAGAUUCACAGAUGAAGAGAAGAAUGGUGUUGUGUUGGCGAUCUUGAGGGAACUACUGGAAGAUACUUCUGUGGAUGUUCGAAAUCAAGCAGCAGAAGCUCUCAAAAUAUGUUUCUAG